UUGCCUUCGGCCGGGACCACUGCACCGGCCCGCGGGGGUAAUGCGGCCGCCGCAGACUCCGCGCACCCUUCCGCCUGGGAGCGCGCUGGGGGCCGUUGGAGUCCGACAUGGCCCGGACCCCGGCGGCGCUGCUGCUGGCGCCUCUGCUACUCCUGCAGCUGGCGACCCCUGCCCAGGUCUACCAGGACUAUCAGUACUUAGGGCAGCAGGGCGAAGGUGACACCUGGGAGCAGCUGAGGCUGCAGCAUCUAAAGGAAGUCGAGGACUCAAUCCUUGGCCCGUGGGGAAAGUGGCGGUGUCUCUGCGACCUGGGCAAGCAGGAGCGCAGCCGCGAGGUAGUGGGCACAGCGCCGGGCCCGGUUUUCAUGGACCCGGAGAACCUGAUCCAGUUACGGCCCUGCCGGCAACGGGAUUGUCCAUCCUGCAAGCCCUUCGACUGCGACUGGAGGCUCUGAGCCCGGGCGGGGCCUCAGAGACCGUGAAGCAGAGCUUGCAAAGUGACCCCGUCCACCAAAUUCCCCAAGCUGAGUGUUCGGCCGUAGCCCUUCCGGACUACAAUUCCCAGGAGAGCGCACGGCAGCGACGUCGGCGUCGGCUGCGUAAGCGACCACGGCGGCGGGAGCGCCAGGGGCGUGUUCUGCCCGCGGAUUGGCCGGAAACAAGCGCCGCUGCGGGGCCCGCGGAAAACGCGCGCCGAGACCCGCUGCUGCGGUAUUAGUUCUUGCAGCUGGUGGUGGCGGCCGAGGCGGCAUGGAUCUCAGCGAGCUGGAGAGAGACAAUACGGGCCGCUGUCGCCUGAGUUCGCCUGUGCCCGCGGUGUGCCGCAAGGAGCCUUGCGUCCUGGGCGUCGAUGAGGCUGGCAGGGGCCCCGUGCUGG
Pongo pygmaeus (Bornean orangutan) is the source of this 877-nucleotide messenger RNA. It is a transcript of the gene THSD8, whose product is annotated as thrombospondin type 1 domain containing 8. The coding region runs from base 108 to 455 and encodes 115 amino acids. The record is from RefSeq and is a predicted model, not a curated record. The transcript is spliced from 3 exons. Lineage: Eukaryota; Metazoa; Chordata; Mammalia; Primates; Hominidae.